AUGGAGAAACACCCCAAGGAUCACCUAUACAGAUUAUUACGGCUGCGAAGAAGCCAAGAAAGGGAGCUUAAGGACCGUCAACGAUUAGAAGAGAAAGCUAAGAAAGAUAAAGAGAAGCGUCUUAAGAACGAGGAGGAGAAGAAAUAUAAUACAGAGCAGAAAGAAAAAAAAGAGGAAGUAUAG
Penicillium angulare is the source of this 183-nucleotide messenger RNA. RefSeq lists its product as uncharacterized. NCBI's taxonomy places the organism in Eukaryota, Fungi, Ascomycota, Eurotiomycetes, Eurotiales, Aspergillaceae. The transcript has 2 exons. Bases 1 to 183 code for a protein of 60 amino acids. The record is from RefSeq and is a predicted model, not a curated record.